GCAAGUUGAAACCUACUCCCUCCCUCCCUCCCCUCAGUAUCACGGCAGAAGAGAUAAACUGGUUGCACUGUAGCACUGAACUACAAUAUCGGACAAACGCUUUUCACUGCAUCUCAUGCCUUGUGUGCUCUUCUUUAGCUCAUAUGCGCUCACAUAACAUUUGUUUGUGUCACGGAUAAAUGCACACCUUAACGGGAACACAGGCGCAGAGCUUGACAUCCGAACGGAGCGAAUAGCGGGGAGCUUGCACUGACCUUACAGACACGAUGGGAGAGUGACAUUGGCACCCCCCCCCCUAUACACGCUGCUCGGAUUGGGCCGCCGGCUCACUUCCUGACCUGGGGUCCCGCCAUUGCAUUGGAAUUCUCCUUGGGCGCAAAGAGACAGAAGAGAGGCUGCUGGAGUAGAACCUGCACCAGUGAUUGUGAACUUUCUAUCCCUAGCAGCUGGUACCGAGCAGCCCACUAAGGGGAUCUAUGGUCUUCCAAGUACCUUAGAGCUAAAGCCAUGGACGUCUGAUUGGCAGUGCCCAGCUAGUUUGGGGGCCCCUCCGAUAUCGCCCUUUGGGGAGAGUGGGCGUGAGGGGGAGAAUGAAGCAUCUUGCUGCGUUAGAGAAGCAUGAGGUGGCAUCGGUACACCCGCUCUGACUGGGCAUUGCUGGUGCUGGCAUGGUUGUCUGUAAUGCAGUGUUUGACAGCCACAACAGCAACAAUCUCUAGACAACAUGGCUCUGCUCCUUCACCCGGUCAGGCAUCUUUGGACUGGUUGCUUAGCAACAGAGGACCAUUCCAUGGAGCCCAGCAAUACAUGGAGUUUACAGAGCGGUACCAGCAGGGGUAUUCAACUAGGUAUCGAGUUCACAGGGAGUUUGGUCGCUGGAAGGUAAAGAACAUGGCCUUGGAAAAGAAAAUAUUCCCAAGCCUAACGCUCUCUCCUGAGUUUGUCAGGAACAUCCGACUUUUGGGGAGGAGGCCAUCUCUGUCUCAAAUCACCGAAACCUUGAUUAAAAAGUAUGGGACACAUCUUCUGCUCUCUGCUGUAUUGGGAGGGGAGGAGUCACUCACCAUGUUUGUUGAUAAGGGUAGGCUGAAACGAGAGGCUGUAGGACGGGGGAACACAUCUGCCCCUACUCUAGAUACAUUACAUCAACUGGCGGCUUCAUAUUUCAUGGAUCGGGAGAGUGCACUGAGGCAGCUACAUCAUAUUCAAAUCACAACAGGAGCCAUAAAGGUGACAGAGACAAGGACUGGACCUUUGGGCUGCAGCAAUUAUGACAACCUGGAUUCCGUCAGCUCUGUGCUGGUGAUGGGCCCUGAGAGCCGCGUUCAGCUUCUUGGGCUGCAGGCGCUUCUUCCUCAAUACCUACGUACAAGGUUUGUGAGGGCUGCAUUGUCCUACAUUUCCUGUAAUUCCCAGGGAGAACUGGAGUGCCGUGGGGGAGAAUGCUGGUGUCGUUGUGAUCCGGCCUACCCACAAUGCAACUGUCCGACUGAGGAAAUUCGUCUCUUGGAGAAGAGCCUGGCGCAGGCAGAGGAACAGAGUGCCAGUCAAAAUAAGGAAUUUGAGGAAUCUGUGGAAUUCCGUUCUUUUCUGAGGAAUCUACCUACAGACCGCUUCCUUAAUAGCUCUUCUGUGUCUAAGCUCUGGAAUGCUGAUCCUGCUCUUCUUCGGCGUUAUGAGCAGCUACGAACCAGCUUCAAACAACUUGUGACUAGAUCUGAGCGGCAAAUGCGGCGCCUGAUUAACCUCAGCAAGUAUUGCCAGCGCCAGCCUCAAUACACCUUACUCAGAGAGAGAUCUGUGGACUACUGGCUGCAUCGAAUCCAGUCUCUUCUCUACUGCAGUGCAGCCGUAAUCCCAGGCACAUUCCUGGAGGCUUCUCUCAGUUGUACCUGCACAGUGCAGCAUUCUACCUGCCAGGGACCUAUUCCCUGCAUUCAGGGUCCUGGACCCUUGUGUUCACUUUGCUCAUCAGUACACCAUUCUCAGUGUGCCAGCUGCAACACGGGAUACAUUUUGACAGCACAAGGCUUAUGUACGCCAUCAGUGCCUGAAUCUUCAGAACCUUAUCUAGGCACAGAAGGCACUUUGCAGGACCUUGAAAUAAAGUACUUACUCUUAAAACGAGAUGGACGUCUAAGGGCCCCAGCCUUUUUUAUAUCUGGAGAUUUACGAUUAGGAGUGUGGUUUCAGAUGGGGGGAAGGAAACGCAUGCUUCUGACUUGCAAAAGUAACAAACAUUGGCCACGGCAGCUACAUAUGCUACUGGGACUUUCGCUACGUCUGUGUCUAGCAGGUAAUGGAACACGAGAUCCUCAAGUGACAAUCUAUGUCAAUCCCUUUGGGGGUAGUCACUCAGAAAGCUGGCUCCUGCCAGCUGGGGAGCCAGGCUAUCCAAGCUGGGAAAAAACUUGGGACACUGAAGGGGGAGACAGAUGUCAGAACUGGACAUUGAUACUAGGACAUCGUUGGAGGUCAUUUUUUGAGACUGUCCAUUUUUAUUUAAGAAGCAGUCCACUUGAGGAUGAAGAGGAAGAAGAGGAUUCUUCAGAAUGGACUAACAAACAGACUUUGGAUGACAAAUCAGAAAAUCCUGAGUAUGUUCGCAUUGAUGGUCUUCAGGCAUUUGGUUACAGUGUGCCUUUUGACCCCGAAGCUAUCAGGGGCUUGGCUCAUCAAUUAGAGCAGCCUGGAUCCCGUGAAAGUGCUCUCCCGGAAAUGCAGGAGCUAAGGAAGCGGGUGAAUUUUUUGUCCCCUCCAGGUGUUCGCAAACUAGAUCUCUUUACCUGCCUUCUAAGGCACCGGCUGAAGAUGAGCAGCAAUGAGGUAGCAAGAAUACAGGGACAGCUGAAUUCAUUUAGCACUCAGCCCCCAAAUAUAUCCACCUAUGAGACAACCAAACUCUGCAGCUAGAUAUCCCAACUUAUAUAAUUAUGAUUCCCUAAAACUCCUCGUAGAUCAGAAUAAGAGAAUCAGGCCCCAGGGAGUUAGGUUUUGUGGGUUUUUUUUUAUUAUCCAGUGGUGUUUAUACCCUUAAUCACUUUAGUGCCCAAAGAUCCAAAAUCUUUUUUACUUGUGGUUGCUGAAUCCUGCAGCACUAAUGUGGUUAUGUCAGCAGAACAAACACUACUAAGACAAAAAGAAUAUUAUAAAAAAUAUUUCCAAGAUGUUAUCAUAUUGUAGAAGAGGACAAGUAUAUGGUAUGGUAUGAGGAAUACCAGAGUGAAUGCAAUUUGUGCAGGUAAACCAUGAGUGCAAUUAUCACCUAUAUAAUACACUCAUAUUAAAUGUUAGCCAUAUUAACACCUUAAGAAGUAUCUUGCUGGGUUAAGCUGUAAACUGGAAACCAUUAAUCCAAAUAGUUAAUAGAAAUCAAGAUACAUUAUUUGAAACUCAUCAACAACUCAGCACCCUGUGAAUAUGUACAUGAGCAGUUCAAUAAUUAUUUUUAAAAAAUGAAUAAUUUCCUCUUUUAUGUAUUACUCAGCAUUUGGAACACCAGAUUCCUUGAUUAGUUUUUUUUCUGUACUGAAAAUCAUUUUGGUGAAGUCCAAAAGUCAACAGUCUCCUCAGAAGCCUUAUUAUGGCCACCAGAGUCAUUUGCAGAGGCAAAGUCAUCUGGUAAAUGGAGAUCAAUAAAUCUUUCUAAAAUGUACUAACUGCAAAAAAAAAAAAAAAAACGUAAAAAGCACAAGAAAAUAUAAGGUUCUGCAGUGAUCAGUGUGUGUUUAUGUUUUGAAUAAGUACACAUUGUAUGUGUGUAUGGUGUGGACACAAGCGCUAGUGUGUGAUUAUGAAUAUGCAGAGGUUUUGUAUGUCUGGGCAUAAGAUAUCACAAGAAGGGACCACAGUACUCCCAAAUGCAAUUUAGUGAUAUUUAAUUUGUAUGUAACCCUGGUAACGAAUGCAGAUCUGUACCAAUGGAACAGAGGCUUAUUGAGUGACUGCCUUGAGAUUACAGCCAAUGUUGAAAUAAGUGUCUGUAAACUCAAAGCAGAGAUAAUGUGGCUUCUCCAAGGUCAAACGGAGAUGGUAUUGGCAUAAAUACAUUUUAUCAAUGGACGCAGAUUGAACUAAUUAUACACUGAUGGGAAUAAAAGAGCAUGACAAAAGAUUAUGGGUUAUUUCCUAAGCCAUAAGGCAUAUAAAGGCCAUUUAUUUGAAUGGUCCAUCAGGUGAUUUAUACAGUUGUGGCCAAAAAAUGGUAACUGAAAGAAAGAGUACAAAGUACAAAGAUAGUACAAAGAUUAAACUAUGAUCUCAGCAACA
Messenger RNA from Xenopus tropicalis (tropical clawed frog), 4269 nucleotides. It is a transcript of the gene brinp2, whose product is annotated as BMP/retinoic acid inducible neural specific 2. The transcript is spliced from 8 exons. Lineage: Eukaryota; Metazoa; Chordata; Amphibia; Anura; Pipidae. Gene Ontology annotation, biological process: negative regulation of mitotic cell cycle; positive regulation of neuron differentiation. The record is from RefSeq and is a predicted model, not a curated record. The coding region runs from base 619 to 2913 and encodes 764 amino acids.